Molecule: messenger RNA, 2292 nt
Organism: Onychomys torridus (southern grasshopper mouse)
Lineage: Eukaryota; Metazoa; Chordata; Mammalia; Rodentia; Cricetidae
Gene: Cdca7
Product: cell division cycle associated 7
Biological process (GO): regulation of DNA-templated transcription
Cellular component (GO): nucleus
Source: RefSeq, a predicted model, not a curated record
UCCGAGUGCUUGGGUACCCGCUGCUAGCAUGGAGGCUCGCCGCGCGCGGCAAAAGGCUCUCAAAGUAAAGAACUUAAAGAAUGUCAGAUAUAUGAAGCUGAUUUCCAUGGAAACGUCGUCAUCCUCCGAUGACAGUUGUGACAGCUUUGCUUCUGAUAAUUUUGCAAACACAAGACUGCAGGUAGACAGGGAAGGCUGCAGGACCCGGAGUCAAUGCCGCCGCCACCCUGGACCUCUCAGGGUAGCCAUGAAGUUCCCAGCACGGAACACCCGGAGGCCGGCCACCAAAAAAGCAGUCCCCUCCAAACCCUCUGAGAACUCUGCAAACGAUUCCCAGUCUGACUCUGAAGAGGAAGAGGACGGCAUGAACUUCCUGGAGAAAAGGGCUCUGAAUAUUAAGCAAAACAAAGCCAUGCUUGCAAAACUCAUGUCAGAAUUAGAAAGCUUCCCUGGCAUAUUCUCUGGAAGACAUUCCCUCCCCGGCCACAGAUCCAAAGGUUCAAAGCCACCUAGAAGACGCACAUUCCCAGGUGUGGCUUCCAGAAGGAACCCUGAACGGAGAGCCCGGCCUCUUACCAGGUCAAGGUCCCGGAUCCUGGGGUCUUUGGCCACUCUGCCCACAGAGGAGGAGGAAGAAGAGGAGGGAGAGGAUAAGUACAUGCUAGUGAGAAGGAGGAAGUCUGCGGACGGCUACAUGAAUGACGACGACAUGCCCAGAAGUCGUCGCCCUGGGUCCAUGACCCUUCCACAUAUAAUUCGCCCGGUAGAAGAAGUUACGGAGGAAGAGAUCAAGAACAUUUGCAGCAACUCUCGCGAGAAGAUCUACAACCGAUCGAUGGGCUCUACUUGCCAUCAGUGUCGCCAGAAAACCAUUGAUACCAAAACAAACUGCAGGAACCCGGACUGCUGGGGCAUCCGGGGCCAGUUCUGUGGUCCCUGCCUUCGAAACCGCUAUGGUGAAGAGGUCAAGGAUGCUCUCUUGGACCCGAACUGGCACUGCCCGCCCUGUCGAGGAAUUUGCAACUGCAGCUUCUGCCGCCAGCGGGAUGGACGGUGCGCCACGGGAGUCCUCGUGUAUUUAGCCAAGUAUCACGGCUUUGGGAACGUACAUGCUUACUUGAAAAGUCUGAAGCAGGAGUUUGAAAUGCAAGCCUGAAGAUUCACCGCCUGCCUUUGGCUUCUCAAGGCUCUCCUGUUCUUGAUAUCGUCGUUGAUGGAAACCUGAGUAAGAAUCUUGGCGACCAGUCUGUCUUGGAACUCAGUCUGGUUAAUCUUGUUAGAUUCACACUUGUUUCGGAAGCAUCAUGGAAGGCAUACCGCUAGGUACACUUCAGCUACAUGUAGUUUCCCAAAGCUUGCCCUGGCUCUACCUUGUAGCUUCUCUACUCCCAUGGUCCUUUGCCACCACUUUUUAGGUUUCUGAGUUCUUUUUAAGCGGCAGUUUUAGAAAGCAUUAUUUGUCUUACUGGUGUUGAAAUAGUCUCAGGACAUACCCAUAAAUCCAAGCACUUAGGGGUGCAAUAGUAUUGUGAGCCAACGGUUCUGGUGAAUUGCGGAGAACAGCUCUCUAAGUUCACACAGAAUCAAUGCAUGCGGUUGAAUAUUCAGUGUUCUGUUGGCUGACAUUUGAAAUGGGUAAGGCCAAGGCACAAAUGAAGGUCUGAACACGAUGUGGAAAAGUGAGGUAAUUGUUGGGAAGUGGAGUAGCACAUUGAAUAACUUUCUGGAGAAUGCAGCUCCUCUGUGUUGGGCUCGGUGUGCACUUGUCACAGUGGAGACUCUGUUGCUGCUGAGAUCGUUCUUAAGUUAGAGCGGUUCCUCUGGCUUACACAGUCACCCAAGGGUUUGUGGUGACAUGGUACCAUAAUUACUUAAAUUGCUGUAGAAAAGGCAUUCCAGGAAAUGAAGAUGAGGAGACCACCACGGGCUGGUGUGAAAUCCCACUGUUCCACUGGAGAAAGUGGCCUUCAAGGACUUCACUUUGUCCCUGGCAGUUUCCUGAAGAGGACACUCGUGUAGGGUGGUGUGGGGUGGUGUCGCAUCCGGGGUUUAGGUUCUAACAGUUUUGUGACAAUGAGUUUUCUAACAGUGAUCCUUUAGAGAGGGGUAGCUUUCAAUCACUUGUUAACGAGUUACCUCUGCAAGUGUAUGGCAGAUGAGUGUAUGGCAGGUGGCGGGAAUCAUCUCCCUCCCCUUUUCCUUUAGCCGGGUCCUUGAGUAGCCGUGGACUCUAAGUGACUGACUCCACACGUGUAACCUGUGGCCGUGCCUCACGCUGCCUGUGAUGCAGCU